This is a messenger RNA of Sugiyamaella lignohabitans, 1254 nucleotides long. RefSeq lists its product as uncharacterized. The transcript has a single exon. The coding region runs from base 1 to 1254 and encodes 417 amino acids. Gene Ontology annotation, molecular function: oxidoreductase activity. Lineage: Eukaryota; Fungi; Ascomycota; Dipodascomycetes; Dipodascales; Trichomonascaceae. The record is from RefSeq and is a predicted model, not a curated record.
AUGAAUCAAGAAGACUUUGAAAAUAUCAGAGGAGAAUUUUAUAUGUUCUGGAAUUGCUCGAAGGCUGUAGGUAAGCCAUGUUUGGUUGGUCUACUCACGGGAAACGCUGCAGUUGCAGCGACCAAUGAGCCUGAUGAUAUCAUAGUAGAAAAAGCCCGAGCAGCUGCUAGUCGUUUGGCAUCCAAAGCUUAUCGGGGAUCAGUAAAAAUCGUGGAAUCGGUAGUUACGAGAUGGCAAAUUGAUCAGUUUUCUCGUGGAUCCUAUUCUUAUGUUGGAUUGGAAGCUACUGGUGCUGAUUUCGAUGUCUUGGCUAGACCUAUUGGCCACUCUUUGUUUUUUGCAGGUGAAGCUACUUGUCGUACUCACCCUGGUACUGUACAUGGUGCAUAUAUUUCUGGAUUAAGAGCUGCUAGUGAGACAUUAACAAGUCUAAUCGGUGAGAUUGAAAUUCCUUAUCCAUUGAUUCCAUCUAAGGACGGAUCAGGCAGUAGAAGUCACUAUGCUACAGCUGCGUCAAGUCAAGUUGGCUCAUCAAUGGUGACUCCAAUUCCACCUAUAUCUAAGAACCUGUCGCCUUUAGGCCCCCAAUAUGGAAUCAGAAGUGGCGGAGAUCAUAAUCACCACUCAUCAUCAUUAAGAAGUUCAACUGUUCCAGACUUGCCACAUAGUGAUGUUCCUCAUGACGAGUACUACGACGACAGUAGUGACAGCGGUGCUCCCAGCAAACAUGUGGACCAUAGUAAGCUUGACCUAGUGGAAAGUGCUUUAAUGAAACUGCGCGAAGAAAGAAUAAGCCACGACAACGAAAGAAUGCGCCAUGAUUUGGUCAUGGAGCUCGGGGAGAGACCUGUUAAGCCAGAAAGACUUGGCGCUAAUCCGUUCUUGAUUUUCCAAAAGGAUUUUUGGGAAAAAUGCCGUCAGGAAACCGAUCUUGCUAAGCAGAAAGCUAGCGGUGAUGCCAAUGCCAAAGCAGCACGUAACGAGGUUCGCGCUGCUCUGGGUAAGAUGUGGAGAGAAUUUCCCGAGGAAAAGAAAAUCCCUUAUCUGGAAGCAACUAAAAAUAUUAAGGACGAGAACAAUAAAAAGUCCGAUGAGUUCCGUAAAAAGCUACGACAAUAUGAUUCUGAGGCAGAGGAUUUCCGUCGUAGAUGGAAGGAAGAGAAUGCCACUGAGCCGUCAAGUGAAGAACGAAGAUUGGAACGCAUUUUGGACGAUGCUAAUUAUCAUAACCGCACUAAAAAGAGGAAGCGAUAA